AUUAAAAAAGACCCUAAGCCAAUAAACACCCCCAACCUCGUUAGACGAGCUCUAUUUCAAUACCUUACUAGUUACGACCCCCUCGCCUCCGCAGCAGGCAGCCGACUCCAGAAACCGGCGAUGAGGCUCUUGACUCACAACAUGCUAUCCUGUAACAUUAAGGGAGUAACCAAUGGUUUUCCUCUUCUGAUCGAGGUACAGAAGGCAGCGGAAAAGACGGUGGAGUUCAACGCCGAUUUCAUCAGGAACCACUUCUCGAAGCUCGAGUGGAAGGCGCUGGUGGAGGCUGCGAGAACCAUGGGCUACGCGGAGCUCCCGGAAGAUGCUGAAGCAGCCGCCUCCAUGCUCGAUUCCAAAGAGUUCCUCCAGAAGAUACACCACGCACUCCUCGAGAUUCACCUCGAAGAAGGAGCGCUGGUUUGCCCACAAACUGGCCGCAAGUUUCCCGUGAGUAAGGGAAUCCCCAAUAUGCUUCUUCACGAGGACGAGGUCUGAUUAAUUUUUUAUUUACUUCUCUGUUUCACAAUGAUUUUCGGUUGGAUUUAGAGGCGUGAGCUAGGGUUUAAGGGGUUGAUUUAUGUAACUUGAAAGCAAGAGCUGCUUGGUUUUGUCCAAACUUUUUCAAUUUGAAAUUGAGAAGAAACACAGUCUAAGCAUGAACUCUGAAAACGUGUUUGAUGGCAUUAUUCUUUGAGUCCCUUUAAGUCAGCAAUAGUUAUAUUCCAC
This is a messenger RNA of Cuscuta europaea, 726 nucleotides long. The record is from the annotation of a GenBank genome assembly. Lineage: Eukaryota; Viridiplantae; Streptophyta; Magnoliopsida; Solanales; Convolvulaceae.